AGGCGGCAGCCAACCUCGGCACUGAAUGGGCGGGUGGCGUCCCGCUCCGUCCCGCCCGCCCCGCCGCCGGGGGCCCCCCCAUCGGCUGCUCCCGCCGCGCCCGGGUCUCCGCCCGCAGCCGCCUGAGCCCGCCGGGCUGUGAAUGAAAGGCAGGCGCGGCCAGGACUAGCUGCCAGCGACGCGGCGACGCCGGCCUCCCGGGAGGCGCGCUCCCCGCCGAGAUGUACGGUGUGUGUGGCUGCUGCGGCGCCCUUCGUCCCAGGUACAAGAGGCUGGUGGACAAUAUCUUCCCUGAAGAUCCUGAGGAUGGUCUGGUGAAGACCAACAUGGAGAAACUGACCUUCUAUGCCCUCUCAGCUCCAGAAAAGCUGGAUCGAAUUGGUGCCUACCUCUCGGAGAGGCUCAUCCGAGAUGUGGGUCGCCAUCGAUAUGGGUACGUGUGCAUCGCCAUGGAGGCGCUGGACCAGCUGCUCAUGGCCUGCCACUGCCAGAGCAUCAACCUCUUCGUGGAAAGCUUCCUUAAAAUGGUGGCCAAGCUGCUGGAGUCGGAGAAGCCGAACCUGCAGAUCCUCGGCACCAACUCGUUUGUGAAGUUCGCCAACAUUGAAGAGGACACGCCCUCCUAUCAUCGGAGCUAUGACUUCUUUGUGUCCCGAUUCAGUGAAAUGUGCCACUCUAGCCACGAUGACUUGGAAAUCAAGACGAAAAUCCGGAUGUCGGGUAUCAAAGGCCUGCAAGGGGUGGUGAGAAAGACGGUGAAUGAUGAGCUACAGGCCAACAUCUGGGACCCACAGCACAUGGACAAGAUCGUCCCGUCGCUGCUUUUCAAUCUGCAGCACGUGGAAGAGGCAGAGAGCCGGUCUCCCUCGCCCCUCCAAGCACCAGAGAAGGAAAAGGAGAACCCAGCAGAGCUGGCUGAGAGGUGCCUGAGAGAGCUGCUGGGCCGGGCAGCCUUCGGCAAUAUCAAGAACGCCAUCAAGCCGGUUCUUAUCCACCUGGAUAACCAUUCUCUUUGGGAGCCCAAGGUGUUUGCCACCCGUUGCUUUAAAAUCAUCAUGUACUCAAUUCAGCCGCAGCACUCCCACCUGGUUAUCCAGCAGCUCCUGAGCCACCUGGACGCCAACAGCCGCAGCGCGGCGACUGUGCGCGCCGGCAUCGUGGAAGUCCUAUCGGAAGCUGCAGUCAUCGCUGCCACGGGCUCUGUCGGGCCCACCGUACUGGAGAUGUUCAACACCCUGCUGCGGCAGCUGCGGCUCAGCAUCGACUAUGCUCUAACCGGGAGCUACGACGGCGCCGUGAGCCUGGGCUCCAAGAUCAUCAAGGAGCACGAGGAGCGCAUGUUCCAGGAGGCGGUCAUCAAAACCAUCGGCUCCUUUGCCAGCACAUUGCCGACUUACCAGCGCUCAGAGGUGAUCCUCUUCAUCAUGAGCAAAGUCCCGCUGCCUUCCCUGCAUCACCCGGUGGAGACCGGACGCACAGGGGAGAAUAGGAACCGGCUGACCCAGAUCAUGUUGCUGAAGUCCCUCCUUCAGGUAUCCACAGGUUUCCAGUGCAACAACAUGAUGUCAGCCCUGCCCAGCAACUUCCUGGACCGCCUUCUCUCCACUGCCCUCAUGGAAGAUGCGGAAAUCCGACUCUUCGUCCUAGAGAUUCUCAUCAGCUUCAUUGAUCGUCAUGGCAACCGCCACAAAUUCUCUACCAUCAGCACCCUUGGUGACAUCUCGGUCCUGAAGCUGAAAGUGGACAAGUGCUCGCGGCAGGACACGGUCUUCAUGAAGAAGCACUCCCAGCAGCUAUACAGGCACAUCUACCUGAGCUGCAAGGAGGAGACGAACAUCCAGAAGCACUACGAGGCUCUCUACGGCCUGCUGGCUCUCAUCAGCAUUGAGCUGGCCAAUGAGGAGGUGGUGGUGGACCUCAUCCGACUGGUGCUGGCUGUUCAGGACGUGGCCCAGGUCAACGAAGAGAACCUGCCUACCUAUAACCGCUGUGCGCUCUAUGCUCUGGGUGCGGCCUACCUGAACCUCAUCAGUCAGCUCACCACGGUGCCUGCCUUCUGCCAGCACAUCCACGAGGUCAUAGAGACCAGGAAGAAAGAGGCACCAUACAUGCUUCCUGAGGAUGUGUUUGUGGAAAGGCCCAGGCUGUCUCAGAAUCUAGAUGGUGUGGUGAUCGAGUUUCUCUUCCGCCAGAGCAAAAUCAGUGAAGUCCUGGGAGGCAGCGGCUACAAUUCCGACAGGCUCUGCCUGCCUUACAUCCCUCAGCUCACAGACGAAGAUCGCUUGUCCAAGAGGAAGAGCAUUGGAGAGACCAUUUCCCUUCAGGUAGAGGUGGAGUCCAGGAACAGCCCAGAGAAAGAGGAGCGAGUUCCUGCAGAAGAGAUCACCUAUGAGACACUGAAGAAAGCCAUUGUGGACAGUGUGGCAGUUGAGGAACAAGAGCGUGAGCGGCGGCGACAGGUGGUAGAGAAAUUCCAGAAGGCACCCUUUGAGGAAAUUGCAGCCCACUGUGGAGCCCGGGCAUCACUGCUGCAGAGCAAACUCAACCAGAUCUUUGAAAUCACCAUCCGGCCUCCUCCAAGCCCUUCGGGAACCAUCAGCGCAGCCUACGGCCAGCCGCAGAACCACUCCAUCCCUGUCUAUGAGAUGAAGUUUCCCGAUCUGUGUGUAUACUGAAUUCCAGGAGACAGAGCUCCUUAGAGGACACAGUCUGUGGGAGAACCACCCUCCUGUUCACGCUCACCAUGUGGAGAUGUAGCUGGGAUAGCUAAGAACUAGUCACCUUGGACACUGAGCAAAGCCGGAGCCUCUGGUCCUCAGUGGCCCUCCUGCCUUUUCCUUGUCUUCCGUGAGGAUCCAGCCACCUGCCCUCUGGGCUGAUAAGCAUCUCACCUGUCUUCUCUUGUAUCAGCGAGGGCCAGAGAAUCACAAGGAUGUCUCCAUUGAGAAGCAGAAGGGCCUGGGAAGCUUCCAUUGGGGAUGUGUCUAUGAGGGAGUGUCAGGUACUCCCAAAGAUCAGGCACCUGAAAUCAGCAUGGUUGGUCAAAGGACGACAUAGAUGGCACUUGGGGAAACUGAGGAAAUCCCCCAUACCCCACUCCCCACAUAAAGAAGUGACAGUGUGAGAGCUCAGAGGUGAUGUCUGAUCUCACCUCUUAAGUCUUGGGUGUCUUACCCAGUGUCCUGUUUGCUUUCUAGUUGUCUGCAUUUCUUUUUCUAUUGUUAAUGGACGUUGAACACUUAUAGCCAGAGCUGGGGACAGAGUCACUGGAGGCAGCGAGGCUAGCAGCAGAGCAGCAGGCUGGGCAUGAAGGGAGGCUGGGUCUCCCAGACUGGGUGGCAGUGUCAGCAAAGCACAGGUGUGGCAAGUCUGUGUCCUGGCUGCGUCGCAUCUCCUCACGGUCUCUGUCCAGAGGAUGCCUGUGGUGGAUCCUCUCUGGUUCUCUCUCUCCUGGAUGUGUCCUGGGUUGUUAAGUUUGGUCCCUGAUGUCUUUGUUUCCACAGCCUCUGGGAUGAGAGAAAGCCAAGCGAGCUAGCUGGUCCUAGAUGGCUAGAGAGAGGGGAGGAAGUACCAGGACCCCAGGCCUGUCCGCACCACUUCCCAUGGAAGAUGCUCCCAGCAGUAUGAGGGGUUGAGAGAGAGGCCAUUGAGCAAGUGACACUUUAGAAUUCGGGGAAAGAAAGAUUUAACAGCUAGGUUUGAAAACAUAUUUUCCCUCUCUGGGCAAAAUCUGAGACACUGGGGACAAUCGGCCUUGCUUGUAGCCUGGGUAGAAGUGGUAGGAAUCACUUUGGCUUCCAUUUUCCCUAUGUGCCACCUCUCUGUCCCUAUGUGACUUGUGUGUCCUGGGAGUAGCUGACCCAGGAUUUGGUGAGUACAAAAAAGACCACUUGCUGUCCUUUUGGUUUGACCCUUUCCUGAUGCCCUCUUGGUGUCUCCGUGCCUCCCAGAAUGCCUAGCAGUGGGAGCUAGGAUUUCCAGGGUAAUCCUUUCUUUCCCUUUCAAACUUCCCAUACGUUCUUCUGAGCUGUUUUUCUCUCAGGACCAACAUGGCUCCAGAGAUUUUGCUCCUUAGAAAGGGGAAGUGGUCCUAUUGACCUGUAGGAAUCAUUUCUAGGGUGUGGUUUUAGGCAAUGUGGCCUGGGGUCAUAAAGGAGCCAUUUCUGCCAAGGAGAAGUUAGGCUUCUCAGUACCCUGCAUGGUGACAGCCUGCUCACUAGGACAAGAGGACAUUUUCCAGAAUCAGGAGAACUGGAGCACAUUCCAUUGCAGAUGUGAUAAGUAUCACAGAUGGGGCCCUCCUGACCCUUUCCCCAGAGUUUCCCAUUUGUAGUACAACUCUUUCCCAUGGUUCCUGCCCUGAGCAUCAGGCUCACAGCUCCCGCAUGGCCUGCAUGACCUCAGGCCCCUGAGGACAACAUCCCAACACCACUCACGUGGCUUUGGAGCUGUGUGGCUGCCGCUCAGCCCAACUUUAUAAGCAUGGCCUUAGGUUUCUCCUCGAUAUCCCUUUACUAAGAAGGCAAGUUUAGGCACAAAGGCAAGUAACAUAUUAGAAACUAGGAAAAUCUAAUCCUUGUGCUAGAAACCGUCCUUCUUCACUUGCCGGCCACAUCUUUUAGCCCAUGCUUGGCUUGAAUAAGAGUUCCUUAAUUUCUUUGCUGUUCCUAACUGGCAUCAUUGUCUACCCCUGAGGUACCUCAACUGUAGCUGUGGAUUGGGAGAGACUCCAGUCUGCAGGCUCAACUGCUGCUCCAUCAUCAUCUCUCUCUCUUUUUGUUUUUUCCCAGAGACAGGGUUUCUCUGUGUAGCCCUGGCUGUCCUGGAACUCACUCUGUAGACCAGGCUGGCCUCAAACUCAGAAAUCUGCCUGCCUCUGCCUCCCAAGUACUGGUGUCCGCCGCCACCACCGCCCGGCCUUCUCUGUCUUUCUUAUUCUUCACACCAUGGUGGUGUACCAUGGACAUGCUGCUUUUAGAGAGAUGGCCUCUUCUGUGCCCUCUUUUUGGUAGAAUUGAUUUAAAUUUACAUCCAAUAGGAUACUGAACCCUGUUGACAGGAAAUAGAACCUGAUCUUGGCCAAGUAUGCUCAGAGUCAGGAAGUCUAGAUGGUGAUCACAGGAGGAUCUGUCCCUCCAUCACAAGGCUGGGAAGAGAGGCAAAAGCACAGUGGGUGGAAGCAAGAGGAGGAGCCCAAUGCCUUCCUUACUGCUCUGGCCCCUGGUGUCUGAUCGCACUGUCUGGAGCCGUGUUCUGUUGUCUUUCCCUGUUGUAAACCAGAAUCAAAUGGAGUGGGUAAACCUAUCAAGGCCAGCCAGUCCCCACCCCACCCCCACGAUCAAAGCACCCAGGAUUCCGGCUUCUUCGGCAAGGGGCAGGACUAGAGAGGGUGGCAUCCUGCUGACAGAAUCUAGUAGGCAUGACUGUGUUUGAGGUCUAGAAGUUAACGUGGUUGAUCAUAAAAACCAGAAAAAGUAAAUUAAGAGAAAAUACCUGUUCCAGAAGCAGCUGCAGUUUCCCCUGUGCUGAACCUGUUUCUUGUUUUUACUUCAAAGACUAAAAUAAAUGGCUCCACGUCUCCUAAAUGGCCUCAUCAGAAAACCUAGAAAUGUCCCCUGUCUGGCUCCCACCUUCACACAAAGCCAGAGAAUAUAGGCCUGGGACCAAGGACCCUGGUCAGAGCGGCCGUAACCUGUCUGCUGCCUGUGCACAGGCUGUUCCUGGUCCAACUGAUGCAGUUCAGCUGGAGUAGGAUUUGGAAAAGCCCUAAGACUCUUGACUUCUUGGAAAGAAGCUCCAGACUUUUUGAGGGUCCUUGGGUCAUGGUGCCUUCCAGUUGUCCUUUUGCUGUCAUAGGCCUGCCAACCUGCUUAGUUGACAUAGCAGAGAAAGCUGCUAAGCCCUGUGGCUUAGCUGUGUUUGGGGCCUGGGGGAAAGGCAAGGCCUGAGCUGUGGGUCUAAACUUUGUGUUUAAAAGCAGACUUGGAGGGGCUGGAGAGAUGGCUCAGUGGGUAAGAACACCGACUAUUCUUCCAAAAGGUCAUGAGUUCAAAUCCUAGCACCCACAUGGUGGCUCGCAACCAUCCGAAAAGAGAAAAGACAUCUGAUGCUUUCUUCUGGUGUCUGAAGACAGUUACAGUGUACUCACAUAUAAUAAAUAAAUAAAUCUUUUAAAAAUCAGAUUUGGAGGUAGGGGAGGGGUGUAUCAGGCAGGCUGUGUCUGCAUUCUUUGACUUCUCUGGCAAGCAAAUUGCACCAAAGCAAGAAUCCUGUCCUCUGAAUGGGGGGUGGGGGGGAAAGUUCAGGGGAAACAGUAUAACCCAAGCUGGGUCUAGUCUAAAAACUGCAAAGGGGAAUCAUGGGAGGCCCUGUUGUUGAUUCUAGGUACCUGGAGAGUGAUAAGGAAAACAUCAUGGGUCUGUUGACUGCCCUUUGGCCCCAGCCUGGCUCCUUCUGGGAGCACGGGAAUCCCAAGCCCAGCACUUACCCUUUUGGAACUCUUAGCAGCUGGAGUCUGGCACGUGGAGUCUAAAGUGCACACCCAGAGAUGCUGCAGUCCUUCUAUCUCAGUGUGUCUGAGUUUUUUAAAACUUUCAUGACCUAGCUGAGUGUGUGUAUGUGUCUAGGUCCGUGCAUGUGUGUAAUGUAGUUUAUAGUUGCCAACGUUGUGUAUAUAAUAGCAGACAUAUUUAUAUGUGAGUGCAGAAUUGGCAUUGUGGCAGUUUUCUGUGUUUUAAACUUGUUGAAUCAAAUUAGUUUUCCUUCCAGGGAAGCGGGGGUGGGAUGAGGGGAGCGUAUUCUAAAGUCAUUCUUUAGAACUCUUAGCUGUGGUUGAUGCCCUUUUCAAAUAAAUGUUAAUGUUGUCACCA
Molecule: messenger RNA, 6869 nt
Organism: Apodemus sylvaticus (European woodmouse)
Lineage: Eukaryota; Metazoa; Chordata; Mammalia; Rodentia; Muridae
Gene: Efr3b
Product: EFR3 homolog B
Exons: 23
Coding region: 222-2675 (817 amino acids)
Biological process (GO): protein localization to plasma membrane
Cellular component (GO): plasma membrane
Source: RefSeq, a predicted model, not a curated record